AUGAAGGACUCGACUCCCAGGUUUGACUUUCGGAAAGUGUGGUAUAAAGUGGAAGGGAGGCUUAAGAUUAAAUCGCUGAGCUUCGUUAUUGAAUCUCCGGCUUCCGGGGAUGUCGUUCACCGACAGAUGAUCAAGGAAUUGGCCUGCCACCUAAAUCAUUGCCCCUGCGAUCUCAUAAAAUAUCGAAACCCUGUCGAUACGAAAGAGAUCAGUCUGGCGCAGGCCGGUGCGUGUCUAAAUUGCAACAAGGUCGUGAACAAAUGCGGCAUUAUGAAAAUAAAGCUUGACGGCUUCCCCAAUGGCUACUUUGCCGCACACAUGAGUGAGGUGUGA
Coccidioides immitis RS is the source of this 333-nucleotide messenger RNA. RefSeq lists its product as uncharacterized. The coding region runs from base 1 to 333 and encodes 110 amino acids. Lineage: Eukaryota; Fungi; Ascomycota; Eurotiomycetes; Onygenales; Onygenaceae. The record is from RefSeq and is a predicted model, not a curated record. The transcript has 2 exons.